AUGGCCUCGGGCAUGUUUUUCGAUCCCAUCGUAGCGCUGCGCGCCCUGCCGCUCGUCUCUUCCACCUGCACCCUGCUCUUCGGCUGGGACCAGACGUUUUUCCUGUCCCUCCUCAACCGGCCCGAGAACCGCGGCACGUCCAAGCACCUGCUGCCCGCCUACUUUCGCCGCAUGUUCCGCUUCGGCCUGCCACUCGUCGUCUCGCUCAUCACCAUUUCGUUUUGGAGCGGCCUCGCCAACCUCGCCGGAGCGCGCCGCGUGCGCGAGGCGCGGCCGUGGUACGCCGCCGGCGCGGCCGCUGCCCUGGGCCACCUGCUCUUCGUGCCGCUGGUCGCGCCGCCGGUGCGGCAGAUUAUCGAGGCCGACGCCGACACCGACGUCAACGAGCGCCUGGACUACUGGGUGCGUGUCAAUACCGUCAGGACGUUUACCGUCGACUUGGCGGCGUGGCUUGCGUUUGUUGUCGCCGUUGGAAAGACGCUGCAAUGA
Cordyceps militaris CM01 is the source of this 489-nucleotide messenger RNA. Its product is annotated as integral membrane protein, putative. The coding region runs from base 1 to 489 and encodes 162 amino acids. The transcript has a single exon. The record is from RefSeq and is a predicted model, not a curated record. NCBI's taxonomy places the organism in Eukaryota, Fungi, Ascomycota, Sordariomycetes, Hypocreales, Cordycipitaceae.